AAGGACCUGCCUGGGAAGCACCUGCGGAGGGCCAGCUACAGACUGCGCCGGGAAUCGAAGCCGUCCAUGGCCUACCUGCACCCCGGCGACUGGAGGAAACCCUGGAGAUGACCGGCCCAGCUGAACACAGAAGACCUGACGUCUCAUGGGAAGCCCCAACACAGACUCUGUGUCAGGGAAGCUGCUCCAUGCUGCUAAUGUGAUAAGCCUGUGACAUAUUCCAAGAACCUAGGGGCAGGGAUCAUUGUGAGAAAUCUACAUAUAUACAGGCCUCCAGGGGGAGCACUGGUGCAGCCACUGUCUGGUAGAUAGGCAUGAGGAAAGAGGCCCGCUGGGAAGGGCUCAAUACAUGCGCUCAGCACCUGAGAAGAAUCCCCGAGGAACCAGCCCCAGGAGGGCAAGGGGAGCAAAGUCUGGCACACGCUGGUCUCAAAACUGGUCAACAGUGAGGCACUCUGCUGACAGCGACAGUGGUAGGGAGAUGCCUGGGCGUUGGAAGCUCUUUGCAGCAUGGUAAGGAGACGUAACCUUCUGACCACACUCCUGAUCGUUUUGCCAUGGGCUCUUCUUCUAACCUUGUGGCAUCAGUACCCAGCCACCCGCUACCUCAUCCUGCUGAGAAAAGAGACAGAAGAAAAUGCAACAGCUAAAGCUCGCUUCAAUGGUACAUCCCCGUUGCGGGAAGAAGGGCUCCCGUCAUGCAGCUGGCAGCAAGCCUCGGGGGUGGCUCCAAAAGUCAUCCAGAACUAUGUGUAUUCUCGGCCUCCUCCCUGGUCGGACACUCUCCCAACCAUCUUUGUAAUCACGCCCACCUACACCCGGCCGGUGCAGAAGGCUGAGCUGACCCGACUAGCCAACACCUUCCUACAUGUGCAGAACCUGCACUGGCUGGUGGUGGAGGACUCACCCCGGAGGACCAACCUGGUGUCCAACUUGCUGGAGAAGGCGGGGCUCAAUUUCACCCACCUGAAUGUGGAGAGCCCGCAGAGUCUGAAGAUGAGUGGACCCUCGAUCCCAUCCCACAAGCCACGGGGGACACUGCAGAGGAACCUGGGGCUGCACUGGCUAAGAGACAGCUUCAACAACACACAGCCACCAGAAGGGGUUGUGUACUUUGCUGAUGAUGAUAACACCUACAGCCUGGAGCUCUUCGAGGAGAUGCGCUAUACGAGGAGGGUAUCCGUAUGGCCAGUGGCCUUCGCUGGGGGUCUGAGGUUCGAGUCUCCCAUAGUGAGCCCAGCGGGGAAAGUGGUGGGCUGGAAGGUGGUUUUUGACCGUAACCGGCCCUUUGCUAUUGACAUGGCUGGAUUUGCAGUCAGCAUCAGACUGAUCUUGGAGAGGCCUCAAGCCACUUUCAAGCUGGAGGGAGUUAAAGCAGGCUACCAAGAAAGCAGCUUGCUGAAGGAUUUGGUGACUAUGGAUGGACUGGAGCCCAAAGCAGCCAACUGCACAAAGGUUUUGGUCUGGCACACCAGGACCGAGAGGCCAAUGCUAGGUAAUGAAGGCAAACAUGGAUUUUCGGACCUAAGGAUGGAGGUGUAAAUGGAGAGAGAGCCCCAGGCUGGGUACAGGGGAGAGUUUACUCCUGAGAUGUGUCAACAGCAGCCUCCCACCUCACCAGCUCUGCUCAGCGCUUUGUUGAAGCCUUGGAGGAAUGCCCGGGUUGUUGCCAUGUCUACCAACAACCCCACUACUCCAAAGUCAGUAAAAACCAGGGUCAGGGCUCAUGCAGUGCCACAUGACCAUACAGAAUUUCACCUUUGACUUUAUGCACUUGCCACCAAUCUCUGGCUGUGAGAGCUCUCCUGGGUCCUGUGUUUUCAACCACUUGUUGGAAGGCGACUUCAUCAGAAACAAUCUAAAAUCCCUGCUGUGCCAUCUCUGGGCUGAAGCAACAGCAUCCGGGCUGUCCAGUGGACAGAACACUCAGUGUGCAUCCUGGGUCCCCCAGUGAGGACAUGAAAUUUGAGCUUCCACAAGACUGUGAGGGUUCGGAGGAGGGAGAUCUCGCGAAAGCACAAGGGAAAAUCCACCAGCAUAAGACAGGGUUGUUUUCAAAACUGUGUGAAAGUAAAUCCAACCUGAGGGGGUGUCCCUCUGAAGACGCAAUGCUUGGCAGGGCUGCCUCUGUCUGAGACACUCUUGUCCAUUACACACACUGGGGCAGGGGUCUAAGUGAGAGCACUUAAUUCUACAUUUCAGAGCUCAAGGAGGCACUUAGGCAUCGCCUCUAAGGAAUUGGGUGCCUAGGUGCUGAUUGAGAACCUCAACAGAGAACUGGGCUCUAUGUUUGGAAACUGGGGCCACACGGUGUCAAAUCUUCAUGUGCUGAGUUCUUUGGAUAAACACUUUCUCCCAUGCCAGGGGGAGGUAGGACCACACAGCUCCUGUGCCUCAUAGGCUGUCUUGCUGUAUGUUCUCUCUGACACUGGAAAGCAGGGGACAGUGCCUGGAUGGACUUUAAAGCCCGAUCCUCAGCACUGGAAUCCUUGUUGCACUAGCAUGAAGCAUUUGAUUGAUUAAAAAGUCUUGGAUUGUAUAUAUGGAAUUCUUCCCUAAACUCCAAUCUAGAACCAGAUCUCUAAGGAGUGGAGGGGAAUGGACAGUGAAGAACCAUAAGUCUCUGAUCACCCUCUGUGAGGAAGGUCAGCGGGACAGAGAACACAACCAUCAAGAAACAAACCUUGAGGAACUGGAAGUGAGGAGACAGUAAAUGGCAACUAAACAGCAGUGAAAGUGACGAGGACUGAACUUGGAGAAGAAUGUUUGGCGGCGUGAACAGAGAAGGGACUGUGUCCAGUCCGGAGCAAGCCUCAUUCCCCUGGUGGGGCAGGACACAGGCAGCCUGGAUAGAAUUCAAAGAAAGAGAAAGCAAUAGGAACUGAGGCUGAACAGGAUUUAAAGCAUAAGUGUUUGUACAAUGUGUGUGUGUGGGAGAGGGGUUGUUACUCAGAUUUCUACAGGAAGAGUCCUUGAACAAGCCUAAAAAUGCCCUUUCAUCACACCUUGAAAACAAUUUUCCCUCACGCCAUAAAAAAACAAAGCCCCAGGCUUUCAAAAUGCAUUGAAGCUUUUCAUGGCUGGGGGAAUUGGAACAGGACAUGUUAUGAGUAACUGAGCCACCGCCAAAAAAUUUGGGCAGGCAGGCGAUUUAUAUAUUUGUUGGCUUAUUUAAAUUAUGGUCCUUUUCUGCCUAUUUCCUGGUUUUUAACCUGAAUCAUCUAACAUGUUUAUGAAGGAGAUUUUUUCCUCCCCUGUUAUCCCACACUCUUUUAGAUCUCACUGAGGAAUGGCAGAUCUUGCAUUCACUGCUGAAAUGUCAUGUUUCUUGUUCCCUGUUGUUGUUUUUUUAACUGAGGUCUUUAAUCAGCAAAAUAAUCAGAAGCACAGUAAUGAGGUGAGUAAAUUAUAAGGGAAAGAAAGAUGCUUUAUGUGAGAGGGACAAGCGGCAUUAAGAGUGUGUCGUUUUCCCACUCUUCCAGCACUUGCAGCCUGGGCCAAAUGUGUGCAAGUGAUUGCCCCAGUCAGAACAUGCCCACCAUAGAAUUCUGGGAAGCUCCUGAGAAAAGGACCACUAAAAACAUUGGAGAAGUAGAGAUGGGCCGUGUCCCACUCUCAUGGAAGUCAGUAGCAAAACUUCCACUGCCCACUUCGAUGGGAGCAAGUGUAAAAGGGAAAGUGGAAGAGAGAUGAAACAUAUCUGAACAGAAGACGUGAGAGAUAAUGCAAUGGAUGGCAAAUAGAGAAACAGAUUUUGAGUUUGGAGGGUCUCAGGCCAGUGCCCAAAUGGGUCGGUGUCCACAUCACUAACUGGCCACCAUUUUGGCUAUCUCAGUUUGGAGGCGAAGAAGUGAAUAGGCCCUGGAGACUGAACUCCCCACUUGCUCCUAGAAAGAGUCCUUCCAGGGCAGGGGUGUUGCACAUUGGCAGGGGGAUCGUGAGGGAAGCCUUUCUCUGCCAUUGCCCAUGCUGUACCAUUCCUGGAUUCAGAGGUGGUCAGUCUCUAGGAUUGUCCAUUGUCUGAGCUCUGCGGUCCCUCCCUCACCUUUCAUUCUGGUGGGCCCAACCCACCAAUCCCAGUCAUCACAUAGGCUGGCUCCUUUCACCAGCACUAGACUGACACCAGCAUUAAAAAGAGAAAGUGACCUUUUUGCCUCCUUUGUUUCAGUAUAAAUGAACAAGCAAGAGAAAAGAAAUAAAGGGGCUGAUUUAAGAUCUUUCAUUUUCCCAUGGGGCCAGGGUGCCCCUCCACUAAGAGGGCAGGGUCAUUGCCAAGAGGAAGAGGAAGUGACAUUGUUCAGUAAAACCCGCUAACUAAAGAGAAUUGUAGAAUCUGUCUCAAGCCUUGCUUAGGCCCCUAAGUAAAACAAUGGAGUUGCUCUGAGAGUAAUACCUAGUGAAUGUUUCUAUCUAGGUUCUUACAUGGCCCUCAUCACCAUAGUAACUGAGCAUCUCCCAGGCACUGGUGGAUUUUUUUAUUCUCACAGAAACCCUACGAGAAAGCAAAGUAUUAUUUUCCCCAGUUUACAUAUGGGGAACUGAGACACUGAGAGACAGAGGCCAACUCUACACUAUAGACUUCUUGCUGGCAUAGCUGUGUUGGUCAGGGGUGUGACAAGGUGUGAUCUCUGACUGACAGAGCUGUGGCGGCCAAAGCCCAUAGGGAGAUGCAGUUAUACCAGCAAAACUGUGCUUUGUCUGGUAUAGCUUAGUUCACUUGGGAGGCUGGAGUAAGCUAUACCAGUAAAAGUACAGUUUUGUCAGUAUAAGCUGUGUCCACACUAGAAGCACUUUGCCAGUAUAGUAUACAAGUGUAGCUAUACCAGCAAGGUGUUCCUCGUGUAGACUUGGCCUGAGGACUUGUCUACACUUGAAAGAUUUGCCGUUAUACCUAUACCAGUGUAGCUAUGCCGGCUAUAUCUUUGUAGUGUAGACACAGCUUUGGCCAGGUCUACACUACAAGGACUAUAAUGGCAUAGCUACAGUGCCAGCGUAACGCUGUAGAGUAGAUGCAGCCUACAGCAAAGAAAGGGUUUUUUCUGUUGCUGUAGAAACAACACCUCCCUGAGUGAUGGAGCUAGGUUGACAGAAGCAUUCUUCAUAGAAUCAUAGACUCAUGGAAAUAUAGGGCUAGAAGGGACCUCAGGAGGUCAUCCAGUCCAGCCCCCUGCACUGAGGCAGCACCAAGCAAACUUCCAAGUAAAUUCUUCCAUUGACCUAGCUGCAUCUACACUGAGGGUUAGGCUGGCAUAUCUACGGCAUUCCGGGUUGUGGAUUUUUCAGACCCCUGAGUUCCAUAGCUAUGUUGGCCUAAAUUUUAAGUGUAGACUGGCCUUCUAUGGCAAAAAAAUAAUCCUUUUGCUGGGAUAGCCUAUACCAGUCUCCCAAAUACAAUAAGCCACACCAGCAAAAGAACUUUUGCCAGAACAGCUGUGUUGGCAAAAAUCACAUCACUAACCAACAUCGAUAGGUCUCAGUGGUAGAGCCAGUAAUUGCAUCAGGCUACAGUCCAGUCUGGGAGUCCAUAAUCACACGACCAUUCUAUCAGUCUGCAUAACUGGUUGUUUCUUCAUAGACGAGACUAAGGGUAGCAGAGAGUGCUAGUAGGAAUUCAGGUGUAUUUGCAGAGCUAUGAGGAGGUCAAGAACUGGAAGAGCAAGAGGUGCCACAUGUUAGGAUGGUAGCUUUUCAGAAAGGUCCCAAGAGUGGGACAGCAGUGAGUGCUGCAACUCAGGUUUGAGAUGCAUAGUUGGAGUUGGGAAGUGUGGAUACAGGACUGGAAUAAUGGGAAACUGUGGGUCUGGCUUGCUGUACUUAACAGUAUGGGGAAAGCCUCACAGCCCCUGGAUUUAAGCAGAAUAUGAAUGUCUGAUAUUCAUACUCUCUGCAAUGCAUUGGAGUCACCAAACAAUGAAUAUUAUUAACCUUUCCUAUUGUAAUAGCAAAAAAUAAUUUAAACAAGAGAGAGAGAAUGGCCAGGAUGUCAUCUGCAAUGGUCGUUUGUUUAUAAUGAAUGGUACUGGGGCAUUAUUAAACAUGCUGUGAAACGGUCAGUGUAGAACUGUGGUCUUGCUUACAGUGCAAGCAGCUGCUUCCUUCCAAGAAAAAGGCAGUGACUUUAUAAUAGAGAAUAUACUGUGGAGGGAGCCUCUGUUCUAAGUCAGAAGGUUUCCAAGGGCUUUCUCUUGAGUAUAGUCUUCAUCUGAUGCUAGAGCCAUGAGGGAGGAAAGAUAGUAUACAGUUUCCUUCCUCCAGGGCUGUGGAGGCUGCAGAUGUGAUGGGGGUGAGGGAUAAGAUGGAGGGGAAGAUGGUUUCAUUGUCUAAAUUCCUCAGAUCAUGACUUCUGCACCCCAGCCUGAUCUUAAGGUGGCAUGGUCCUUAAGGCUGGUGACAUGAAAACUAAAGUGACCCAUAAAAGAGCCGCUCAGAGAUGCAAACCAGGGUUGGCGCUGCUUACCCCUAAGAAGCCAUCACUGAGGAGUUGCCUGUUUGUCUUCACUCAGGGAGGGGGCAAUACAAUUAAGGAAGUGGAUGAGUGGGAUAUGGAUAUGUAAGGACAGUCAGCUCCGAAUCGCAAAGUGGAACAGGAGGGACCAGGAAAGGAUUCAAAAUGCUGAAAACCUGGUUCUUCUCCAUCUGAAAUCUUUCUCCCUUCAGUUCUUCUGCACACUGCAUUUUGUAUAUGUUUUGGUUUACUAUUCUAGGAGGGAGGCCAAUCUCAGGCCUUACGGGACUGGCACAGAAAUGCUAAGGCAGUAAAUCCCAAACUCUGUACCACAGAGCACUUGGUCUGUGGUGAGCUGGCUUCUUCCAUGGUUCUAAUACUCCUCAGUGUUUCC
Mauremys reevesii (Reeves's turtle) is the source of this 6839-nucleotide messenger RNA. RefSeq names its product galactosylgalactosylxylosylprotein 3-beta-glucuronosyltransferase 1-like. The transcript is spliced from 8 exons. The coding region runs from base 511 to 1542 and encodes 343 amino acids. Gene Ontology annotation, molecular function: galactosylgalactosylxylosylprotein 3-beta-glucuronosyltransferase activity. Gene Ontology annotation, cellular component: Golgi membrane. Gene Ontology annotation, biological process: carbohydrate metabolic process; chondroitin sulfate proteoglycan biosynthetic process. The record is from RefSeq and is a predicted model, not a curated record. NCBI's taxonomy places the organism in Eukaryota, Metazoa, Chordata, Testudines, Geoemydidae.